ACUUUCGUUAAACCCUGACACAAAAUCCCACUGCGCACUCUGCGAUCAAAGAAUUAUCAAGUUUCUUCAAGAUCACGCAACUCCAGAAACUGCAAAGAUGGUGAAGAGGGAGAAACAACCUAUUUACCAAAGCCUGUACCACCUAGGCAAGAUGGUGCCUUCGCAGUGCGUCUUCUGCGAGAGGAGUAUUUACGGAGACGAAAGCUUCAUCGAUUGUCAUUCUAAAAAGUGCGGUGGAAUCGACAACAAUGCAGCGGCGGUUCGAGUGGUAAACGAGAACAUUGAGGAAGUGGACUCGAACCGUAUCCAGUGGCUAACCAAAUCACGGAGAGACGCAGGUGCCAAGAAAGCAGCUGCCUGUCACGGACUUGUUUCCUUAACAAUGAACCGUGCGGCCUUAGCUCCUUCUCGCCCCUCGCGAUAGCUAAGUCAGCCUCUCGCUUAACAAUGAACCGUGCGGCCUUAGCUCCUUCUCGCCCCUCGCGAUAGCUAAGUCAGCCUCUCCCGAAAGUGUUGCGAAAGUCAGUCUCUCCCUUAACAAUGAACCGUGCGGCCUUAGCUCCUUCUCGCCCCUCGCGAUAGCUAAGUCAGCCUCUCCCGAAAGUGUUGCGAAUGUUAAGUGAUGGAAAACGAAAGAAGAACUUAAGAAGAUAAAAGAGUUUGUAGGAAAGUACUUUUAUUGCUUAAGUGCUUGUUGGAUUUCUUGGAUUCUUGUUGAUGGUUACAAAUGAGGACCCUACCUCUAUUUAUACUAGACCACCUCCUUAAUGGACGGUCGAGAUCUAUUUG
Erythranthe guttata (spotted monkey flower) is the source of this 789-nucleotide messenger RNA. RefSeq lists its product as uncharacterized. Lineage: Eukaryota; Viridiplantae; Streptophyta; Magnoliopsida; Lamiales; Phrymaceae. The record is from RefSeq and is a predicted model, not a curated record.